AUGGUGAUUCAGGGGAAGCAGCCCAGCUGCAGCGAGCUGUUCCUGCUAUGCCUUUUUCUGGGGCUGUCGUGGGAAGCUUGGGCUGGGAAGAUCCGAUACAUGGUGCCAGAAGAGACAGACAAAGCUUUCUUCGUGGGCAACAUCGCUGAAGACCUGGGGCUGCAACCUCAGGAGCUCAUAGAGCGCAGAGUUCGCAUCAUCUCUAGAGGUAGGAUGCAGCUUUUUGCUCUGAACCCUCGAAGUGGCAGCUUGGUCACAGCGGGCAGGAUAGACCGGGAGGAGCUCUGUGCACAGAGUGUGCAGUGUCUGGUGAGUUUUAACAUCUUGGUAGAGGAUAAAAUGAAGCUUUUCCCUGUUGAAGUGGAAAUAAUUGAUAUUAAUGACAACACUCCCCAGUUUCAGUUAGAGGACGUGGAAUUUAAAAUGAAUGAAAUAACUACUCCAGGUACCAGGAUCCCUCUACCUUUGGGGCAAGAUCUUGAUGUGGGUAUGAAUUCACUGCAGAGCUACCAGCUCAGCUCCAAUCCUCAUUUCUCCCUGGAUGUGCAACAGGGAGCUGAUGGAUCCCAACUCCCAGAGAUGGUGCUGCAGAGUCCCCUGGAUAGGGAAGAAGAAGCUGUGCACCACCUCCUCCUCACGGCCUCUGAUGGGGGCAACCCAGUCCUUUCAGGAACCCUCCGCAUUCAUGUUCAGGUGGUAGAUGCAAAUGACAACCCUCCAGCAUUUACUCAAGCACAGUACAACACGAGUGUCCCAGAGAAUGUGCCACUGGGCACUCGGCUGCUGACAGUAAAAGCUACUGACCCAGAUGAAGGAGUCAAUGGGGAAGUAGCAUACUCAUUUCACAAUAUAGACCACAAAAUAGCCCAGAUAUUUCAGCUGGAUUCUUACACAGGAGAAAUAUCAAAUAAGGAAGCCCUGGAUUUCGAAGAAUACAAAAUUUAUUCAAUGGAAAUUCAGGCUCAGGAUGGGGCAGGCCUCAUGGCCAGAGCUAAGGUGCUGGUAAAAGUUCUGGACAUAAAUGAUAAUGCCCCAGAGGUGACCAUGACGUCUGUCACCACUUCAGUCCCAGAAAACUUUCCUCCUGGAGCUAUAAUUGCUCUUAUCAGUGUGCAUGACCAGGACUCUGGAGACAACGGUGAUACUACCUGUUCCAUUCCUGGAAAUCUACCUUUUAAAUUAGAAAAGUUGGAUGAUAAUUUUUACCAUUUAGUGACAGAAAGAACACUGGACAGAGAACUUACCUCUAGGUACAACAUCACAGUAACAGCAACAGAUCAGGGAACUCCAGCUCUAUCUACUGAAACUCACAUUUCACUGCAAGUGACAGAUAUCAACGACAACCCCCCUGUUUUUCCCCAGGACUCCUACUCUACCUUCAUUCUAGAAAACAAUCCUCGAGGUGCCUCCCUCUUUUCUGCAACAGCCCAUGAUGCCGACAGCAAUGAGAAUGCACUGGUCACUUACUCCUUGGUGGAGGACACCAUCCAGGGGGUGCCUCUGUCCUCGUAUGUUUCCAUCAACUCAGACACUGGAGUCUUAUAUGCCCUGAGAUCCUUCGACUAUGAACAGUUCCGGGACUUUCAACUGAGAGUGGUAGCAUGUGACAGUGGCGACCCGCCGCUCAGCAGCAAUGUGUCGCUGAGCCUAUUCGUACUGGACCAGAAUGACAACACACCGGAAAUCCUUUACCCCGCUCUCCCCACUGACGAUUCCACAGGUGUGGAGCUGGCGCCCCGAUCCGCAGAGCCCGGCUACCUGUUUUACCUGGUGGUGGCUUUGGCCUUGAUCUCGGUGCUGUUCCUCCUUUCGGUGAUUCUGGCGGUUGCUCUGCGCCUGCGCCGCUCCUCCAGCCCAGCUGUCUGGAGCUGCUUUCCGCAGGAUCUCAGUUCCAAGUCCGGACCUGGGGUUCUCCCCAGUUACAGUGAAGGGACUUUGCCUUAUUCCUACAAUCUGUGCGUGGCUUCACGAUUAGCUAAGACAGAGUUUACUUUUUCCAACCUGAAACCAGACAUGGUUCCUUCUCGGGAUCUCCUUUGUGACGAUACUUCUGUGGAUGUAUGUGUCAGCAGUGAAGACCCCCCGAAUCGUUUCUGA
Molecule: messenger RNA, 2097 nt
Organism: Enhydra lutris kenyoni (northern sea otter)
Lineage: Eukaryota; Metazoa; Chordata; Mammalia; Carnivora; Mustelidae
Product: protocadherin gamma-A1-like
Exons: 2
Coding region: 1-2097 (698 amino acids)
Biological process (GO): homophilic cell-cell adhesion
Cellular component (GO): plasma membrane
Molecular function (GO): calcium ion binding
Source: RefSeq, a predicted model, not a curated record